Messenger RNA from Pyrenophora tritici-repentis Pt-1C-BFP, 1500 nucleotides. RefSeq names its product RhgB-N domain containing protein. Gene Ontology annotation, molecular function: carbohydrate binding; carbon-oxygen lyase activity, acting on polysaccharides. NCBI's taxonomy places the organism in Eukaryota, Fungi, Ascomycota, Dothideomycetes, Pleosporales, Pleosporaceae. The record is from RefSeq and is a predicted model, not a curated record. Gene Ontology annotation, biological process: pectin catabolic process.
AUGACAUCCAUCAAGUACCGCGGCGUAGAGUACAACGGUCAGAAUGGCAAGAACUCGCACGUCGAAUCUGGACUUGCACCAGGCACUGUUACCAUCAAGCAGUACACUUCUCCGGCCAACAUCAUCAAAGUCACCAUGAAGGUGGGAACACUCGUACAUACGCUUAUCUUCCGCUAUGGCAACCCGAACGUGUACAUCUUCAUGAACAAGAAGGACUCCAGCAUCACUGUGUCUCGAUACAUUCUUCGUAUACCUGGCGGCAUCUUCAAAAACAACGUCAACGAAGACACCGACUGGGUCCCUGAUGGCGCAGCGGCUAUUGAAUCAGGUGAUAUCAAUGGUCUCAAUGGGCAAACUUGGUCCAAGCACUACUCUGGCAAGAAGUACGGUCGGACCAUCGACUACGACUAUGUCGGCUACACCAACGCGAAUGUUGGCAUGUAUCUAAUCCGGUCCGACCAUGAGAAGGCUUCAGGCGGACCUUUUUUCAGGAGCUUGAUCAGACGUGGUGGAAGUGGCGGCCCAGAUCUAUACGAUAUCUACCAUUACAACAUGGGUCACACUGAUAUUAUGCGACUCGGACUUCAAGGCCCCUCUGUGCUUCAUUUCACCGACAACGGCGCUGCGCCCAACAACAACCUUUUCGCACGGAAGGCUGACUGGGGGUGGCUCGACUCUCUCGAAAUUGAUGGUUGGGUACCAGCUAGCCGCCGUGGUGCUGUAGCGGGUGUCGGCCUUGCUAACAUGAAGAGCGGAUUCCAGUAUGUCGUUGGUUUGAAGAGUGCCCAGGCGCAGUACUGGACCAUAGCGACUGGUGCCUGGAGAAUCGACAAAGUUCUACCAGGAGACUACACCUUGACUGUGUACAAAGGCGAACUUGAAGUUCAUACUAGCACAGUUACUAUCACUGCGGGCGGAACAGCGACGCGAAACACCAUUACAUGCAGCGAUCCCGCCGACACCGCUGUCAUCUGGCGUAUUGGUGACUGGGAUGGAACCCCCAAGGGCUUUUUGAACUUCGGAGACACGCCUAUGAAGCCGACUUACAUGCAUCCAUCCGACUCACGCCUUGCUAAAUGGGACGCUGGAAACUAUAUCAUCGGCACAAGCACUGCAUCUGGAUUCCCCGGCUAUAUGUGGAAGGACAUCAAUAACGACCACCUUGUCUACUUCCGUCUCACCGAUGCACAGCUAGCCAAGGGUGCUAAGAUCAGGAUCGGCGUCACUGAGGGAAUGGCCGGAGGACGACCAAGUAUCUCUGUAGGCAGCUGGAGCGCUCCUUUGCAGGGCGACAAGGGCCAGGGCGAUACCAGGAGUUUGACCGUGGGAACUUACCGAGGCAACAACUACAUCUACGAGUACAAUAUCCCAGCAAGUGCUUGGGUGCAGAGCACGAGAGAGUAUCAGAUACUGAAGAUUUCGGUCAUUUCUGGGAAGACUUCAACAGGUUAUCUUAGUCCCGGAGUGAGCUUCGAUGCGAUUGACAUGCUUGGGGCUUGA